AUGUGGUUUGAGCAGUUCUACUCGGGGAUUAUCACCACGGCUUUCGUCGCCGGUGCCUGUUAUAUGAGCUAUCCAUUUAACAAGUGGGAUGUGGGCCGAAAGUUCCGCCGCAACUAUUGCACUAAGCAAAGGUUUAAAGUUUUUUUUUUUGAGUUUUAUGCCGUGUUCAAAGUAAUUUCCGCGAAAUGCGAAAUUGUCUCUGACCCUCCAAAAUUUAGUUAUCUUUCUCUUUCUCUGACGGCUAUUUUGAAUUUCGCGGAAUCACUUUGAACAUGGCAUUAACUUGUGAUAUUUAUUUUGUUAACACGCUGUCUCCGUAAUUCUCAAAAAGAGUGGGUACAAUAGAAAAAAUAUUUUUUGAUUUUGAUGAAACUUCACCCACUUUGAUAGUCUGUCAUCAGGAAUGCCGACGCAAGUUUUCAGACCGAUUCCUCCUACCGUAGCUAGGUUACGGUAGGCAGGUGCGUCUUUUCGUAUGUAAGAAUCUACGCGUUCUUUCUAGGCGUAUUGUAUAUCAAUCGAUAGGGAUUGCAAUUUUAGGAACUUUUUCAGUACAUACCAUCAUGGGUUACUGUAGAAAUUUUUUGAGUUACGGUAAUUUUUGUGUCUGCGAUUUUGGUUUUUCCGUCACUCUGUGUGUUCGGGGAGAGACCACGGCUGGUAACUUUCCUGAAACAUUCUUCUCAGCAAUACCUACGGAGAGAUACCACUUUGAAAUGGAUCUGUCCUACCGGUCAUUUCGAAAAAUCGCUUCGAAGAGGCUCAACUUGGCAUUUCUCGGGGAAAAAGCGCCCGCGGUUAGAGAUUUCUACCUCUCUUUUUCUCGUCAGAUCCGGUGCUAAAGUUUGUUUCACUUGUUAGUGCAGGGUUGUACUUCAUAGAUGAUAAUGUUCCCUCCGACUUUCAGCCUACCCUUCUACCAUAAAAUUCAGUUUGAAGCCGAUUUUGGCCUAAAAACAACGAUUCUCAGAUUUCAACUUUUUUUUCUGAGCUCAGUCCUACUGAGGCUGGGCUCCAAAGUGUCUUUUAUUACUUUUACAUGCUACAUGAGCUAUUUGAUCAAGAAAAAACUGUGUUUGAGCCUACCCGUCAAGCUCAAAAUUCAGUUUGAAGACAAUGUUUGGCCUAUUCUUGCUUGAAUCCCUGAUGAACGAAUUCACAAAAGAGUUUCUCAGCGCCUUGAUACUAGAACGUAUUCCAAAUUUUGUGAAUGAUAUGUUUCGAGAGCAGAAAAGUUCAUGAAAAUAUUUAUUUUCUCGUCAAAAUCUUCAAAGUCGAAAAGCGCUCGAAAAACAGGUUCAAUUCGGAUUAUUUCAAUCUAAAGCAAAAUUCAAAUUUUAAGAGACAGAUUUUAUCUAUCAAUAAUUUCUCCAGAAGAGUGAUAUAAUAUCGAAAACCACUGUUUCUAGGCCAGACUCGGCUUCAAGUUGAAUUAAGAGCUAGACGGGUAGGCUCAAACACAGUUUUUUCUAGAUCAAAAAAAUCAUGUAACAUGUAAAAGAAAUAAAAGACACUUUGGAGCCCAGCCUCAGUAGGACUGAGCCCAGAAAAAAAACAUGGAAAUCUGAGAAUCGCUGUUUUUAGGCCAAAAUAGGCUUCGAAUUGAAUUUUGAGCUAGACGGGUAGGCUCAAACACAGUUUUUUCUUGAUCAAAUAGCUCAUGUAGCAUGUAAAAGUAAUAAAAGACACUUUGGAGCCCAGCCUCAGUAGGACUGAGCUCAGAAAAAAAAGUUGAAAUCUGAGAAUCGUUGUUUUUAGGCCAAAAUCGGCUUCAAACUGAAUUUUAUGGUAGAAGGGUAGGCUGAAAGUCGGAGGGAACAUUAUCAUCUAUGAAGUACAACCCUGCACUAACAAGUGAAACAAACUUUAGCACCGGAUCUGACGAGAAAAGAGAGGUAGAAAUCUCUAACCGCGGGCGCUUUUCCCCGAGAAAUGCCAAGUUGAGCCUCUUCGAAGCGAUUUUUCGAAAUGACCGGUAGGACAGAUCCAUUUCAAAGUGGUAUCUCUCCGUAGGUAUUGCUGAGAAGAAUGUUUCAGGAAAGUUACCAGCCGUGGUCUCUCCCCGAACACACAGAGUGACGGAAAAACCAAAAUCGCAGACACAAAAAUUACCGUAACUCAAAAAAUUUCUACAGUAACCCAUGAUAUUAUGUACUGAAAAAGUUCCUAAAAUUGCAAUCCCUAUCGAUUGAUAUACAAUACGCCUAGAAAGAACGCGUAGAUUCUUACAUACGAAAAGACGCACCUGCCUACCGUAACCUAGCUACGGUAGGAGGAAUCGGUCUGAAAAACUUGCGUCGGCAUUCCUGAUGACAGACUAUCAAAGUGGGUGAAGUUUCAUCAAAAUCAAAAAAAUAUUUUUUUCUAUUGUACCCACUCUUUUUGAAAAACUUUUUGAAAAAUUACAGAGACAGCGUGUUAAUACGCUUACCUUGAUCAAAAACCGUGGGCUGAAAAGAAAAAAAGCACUUUUUCGGCUUUGUGAGUUUCAAAUUUGCACUACUAGAAAUGACUGGAAAAUUAUAUUUUUUAGGAAAAAUUAAUUUUUAUGCGUCUAGAAUUAGACAAAAUCCCACUUUUAAAGCAAAAAGUAGCAAUGUUUAUUCAAAAUGGUCACGUCUAAGCAGAAAAGGGAAUAAAUUUAGCGAAAAAAAAAGAAGUUAUUUUGACUUUCCUCAUUUGCACGUAGUACAACGGAAACAACUAGACAUAAUUAAAAAAAGUCAUUUUUGGGAAAAAUCAAUUUUUUUAAACCAUUAAAUGUGUAGGAAUUCAACUUCUGAACCAAAAUCGCAAUAUAUCAAAGUUAUUUCCGCAAAAUGGAAAAUUAUCUGACCCUCCAAAAUUUAGUUAUCCUUUCUUUCUCUGACGGUCAUUUUGCAUUUCGCGAAUCACUUUGAACUCAAAAUUGUCACGUUCAAGCUGGAAAAUGUGAAAUGGGCAAAAAAGUCCUUUUUUAGGUUUUUUGCGCUCCAAAUUUGCACAUAAGCUAGAAAUUUAUAGUUUUUUAGGAAAUUUUCGCUCCAAAAUGUACAAAAUCUCAACAUCAGGACCAGAAUAUUUCCAUAUUUUACUUACGUUCCCCGUUUCAGGGUGGAUUUAUGCAAGCGCGACCACCGGCUGACCGGAAACCAGUACACCAUUUCCGGGCUCGAAUCGAUCCGCGAUUAG
Messenger RNA from Caenorhabditis auriculariae, 3171 nucleotides. The record is from the annotation of a GenBank genome assembly. Lineage: Eukaryota; Metazoa; Nematoda; Chromadorea; Rhabditida; Rhabditidae.